ACAUCUCAUACAACAGCCGAGUUAAUGGCUCUAAUUACUUCUUCUCCUUCUUCCUCAAUCUCCACUAGCAUUUCAACUAAUACUAUUACUACUCAAAUUGAUUACAAAAAAGGUGUAAAGUACCUAGUUGACAAUUCAAAGAACAUGAAAAUGGUGCCUUUGGAGUUUGUUUUGCCAAUUUCAGAAGGUGAAAGGCCAUCGAUGGCGAUUGAUGGUUCAAUUCCAAUUAUAGAUAUGAGUGGACUCAAUGGACCUGAUGAACAAAGACUAUCAACUAUACAUGCCAUUAGUUCUGCUUGUGCCCAUUGGGGAUUCUUUAGGGUGACUAAUCAUGGAAUAAAGAGCUCUAUCAUGGAUGAAAUGCUUAAAGUGAUAGAAGAAUUUUUCAAUCUUCCAUUAGAAGAGAAAAUGAGAUAUUAUUCAGAAAAUGUGAUGGAUCCAGUAAGAUAUGGUACAAGCUUGAACACAACCAGAAAACAUAACCUCCAUUGGAGGGACUUUUUGAGGCACUAUGGUGGUCUAGUUCCACAAAGCUAUCACCUUUGGACAGAUAAUCCUCCUACCUACAAGCACAUUGCAAAGGAGUACUUAAAGGAAGUUUGGCAAUUUGCUACAAAAAUAUUUGGUGCAAUAUCAGAGGGAUUAGGGCUUGAUCCAAAUUACAUAGAGAGUUCACUUGGAGAUGAAGGGACUCAAAUAAUAGCUGCAAAUUAUUAUCCAGCAUGUCCUGAGCCAAAUAAGACAUUGGGACUAGCUCCACAUUCAGAUCAUGGUGGUCUCACUAUUUUGAUGGACAAUGGCAUUCAUGGCUUGCAAAUUAAACACAAUCAUAUAUGGUAUUCUGUCCCUAGUAUACCUGGCACUUUUAUUGUCAAUCUAGGGGAUUAUUUGGAGGUAUUGAGCAAUGGGAAAUACAAGAGCGUAGAGCAUCGAGCAGUAGUCAAUGCGGAGGCGGCUCGGAUCUCUAUAGCAGUGGGUCACGGCCCAGAAAUGAAUGCGAUAGUUCAGCCUGCAAGCCCACUUAUCAAAGAAAAGAGUAAAAGCAAGUAUCGGCCCAUUGUUUACAAAGACUAUAUUAGAGGCCAACAAAGCACUAUUAAAAGAGGGAAGAGUGCCUUGCAUGAGAUAAUGAACAACAUGAACCUAGUCCCAUGCAGAGUUCGCUCCAUCAAGUGCAUAAUGGGGUACAACUGUAAAAUUGUCGUGUCAGAGGCCUAUUGCUCCAAAGACCAACAACGUAACGCUUGGCAAAGAGAAAGUAGUGAAAGAGCAUCGUUUCUUCCGAAAAACUUGAUCAAUAAAGCCCCAUCUCAUCCAACAACCAAGUUAAUGGCUCUAAUAGUUACUUCUUCUCCUUUUCCUACUAUGGAAAUUGAUUACAAAAAAGGUGCAAAGUACUUAGUUGACAAUUCUAAGAAGAUGAAAAUGGUGCCUUCCCAGCUUGUUUUGCCAAUUCCAGAAGGUGAAAAGCCAUCGAUGGCGAUUGAUGGUUCAAUUCCAGUUAUAGAUUUGAGUGGACUCUAUGGACCUGAUGAACAAAGACUAUCAACUAUACAUGCCAUUUCUUCUGCUUGUGCUGAAUGGGGAUUCUUUAGGGUGACUAAUCAUGGUAUAAAGAGCUCUAUCAUGGAUGAAAUGCUAAAAGUGAUACAAGAGUUUUUCAAUCUCCCAUUAGAAGACAAAAUGAGAUAUUGUUCAGAAAAUGUGAUGGAUUCAGUCAUAUAUGGAACAAGCUUCAACGCUACCGGAAAGUAUGCCCUUCAUUGGAGGGACUUUUUCAGGCACUAUGGUGGUCUAGUUCCACAAAGCUAUCACUUUUGGCCAGAUAAUCCUCCCACAUACAAGCACGUUACAAAGGAGUACUUAAAGGAAGUUUGGCAACUUGCGAUGAAAAUAUUUGGUGCAAUAUCACAAGGAUUAGGGCUUGAUCCAGAUUACAUAGAGAAAUCACUUGGAGAUGAAGGGACUCAAAUGAUGGUUGCAAAUUAUUAUCCAACAUGUCCUGAGCCAAACAAGACAUUGGGACUUGCUCCCCAUUCAGAUAUGGGUGCUCUCACUAUUUUAAUGGACAGUGGCAUUCCAGGCUUGCAAAUUAAACACAAUCAAACAUGGUACUCUGUCCACCAUGUCCCUGGCACUUUUGUUGUCAAUCUAGGAGAUUUUUUGGAGAUAUUGAGUAAUGGCAAGUACAAGAGCGCAGAGCAUCGAGUUGUAGUCAAUGCGGAGGCGGCUCGGAUCUCUAUAGCAGUGGGUCAUGGCCCAAAAAUGAACACAAUAGUUCAGCCUGCAAGCCCACUUAUCAAAGAGAAGAGUGAAAGCAAGUAUCGACCCAUUGUUUACAAGGACUAUGUUAGAGCCCAACAAAGCACUACUAAGAGAGGGAAGGUUACCUUGGAUGAGAUUCUGAACAACAAUUAAUUUUGAGGAUAUGUCAAUCCUUGCAGAGAGAUAAUGUCGGUAAAAAUAUUAGCACUGUUUGUUAAUGUGCAUAGUAGUUAAACUUUGUGAUUAUUUCAUCUAGAAGUUUAAGUUAUCAGUAUUAACUUAUGUAUCCUCUUCCCAUUGAUGAAUCAAAUUGAACUAAAAAAUCAAGUAAUUUCAGGAAAUAAAGGUUGUUUAAUUUUUUUAUGCUAA
Messenger RNA from Solanum lycopersicum (tomato), 2634 nucleotides. Its product is annotated as protein DOWNY MILDEW RESISTANCE 6. The record is from RefSeq and is a predicted model, not a curated record. NCBI's taxonomy places the organism in Eukaryota, Viridiplantae, Streptophyta, Magnoliopsida, Solanales, Solanaceae.